AUGAACAGUUUCAACGGUCCACUCUCCUAUGGAAACAACAACAAGCUGAUCCAGUCGUUGAUCAACCAGUACAACGGCCAGUACGUCCAAAAGCCGUCCACCGUCUACCGAAGUACCCUUCCCUCAAGCUCGCUGCAGUCGCUAAUGAACAGCAUCACCUCCGGCUUCAAUUUUCGUCCCAUUGGCCGCCGCAGUGGAAAGGGCAGUCCCCUCGACAACGCCCUCUACAGUCUGAACGCCAUUCCCGAUAGUACCGGUGGAAACGUUGGUGCACCAGGCGAGUUCAACAUCAACAACAUCAACGCCAUCAAUGAAAUGAUCAGCACUGCACUGAACACUAUGAACUCCGCAGGAGGAGGUAACCCAAUGAACCCAGCUGGCAACGCCGGCGUUAACUCCGGCCUGAUGUCCACCGUCGGCUCCUUCCUCAGCUCCAACAUUGGCAAGCCGAGCAAAAAGCUGCUCUUUGAGUUUCCUAAAGCCAUCUACAAGAGCAUCGGCGAGAAGAUCUCCGGAGCGGGCGAGGCGGCCGUCAGCGCCACCGUACCCCUCAAGGACUCCUUCUUCAGCACCAUCAAGUCCUUCUACAGUUACCUGAAGCCGAAUCGAGCUGGUGGUGGAGCACAGCUGACUGAAUCGAACCUUGCCGCAGCGGCCGCCGCCGCAGCUGCCGGCUUUACCGGUCAGUCGCAAGAUUCGGGUGCAAACUCAAACGGCCAAAGCUCUUCAGGAAACGGCGGAGUUUUCAACUUUAAGCGCCGCCAGUCGAUGGAGUCGCCCUACGUGUACCACUUUGCCGCCGCUCAGCCGCAGAUAACCGGCGGUAAUGGAGGUAAUCAGAGACAGCAGGGAAACUGGCAACAACAGCAACAGCAGCAACCUCAACAGCAACAGCAGUGGAACGGAAACUUUGCCAAUUUUCAAAAACAGCAGCAACCUUCAUCAAACUCCGGAGUUCAAAACAGCAACUCGCAGUUCAUUCACCAGGCAGCAGUGGAACAAUACAACCGCCAGCCGGUUCAGUUCAACUCUCAGCAGUUUGACCCGACCACCAGUGCCCAGUUCAACCAGGCCCUGCAGCAGGCACUCUUUGGCAUGUCAUCGGCUGAAUCACAGCAGCAGCAGCAGCCUUCCUCCAAGGUGAUCCCCUACGGCACCCGAAUGCAGCCCCUUGAAUCGCAGCAAAUUCCCGUCCUCCACCAACACCACCAACAGCAGCCCCACCACUCAUCCGGCCUGUACGCCCGUUCCAAGGAGCUCUUCAACAAGAUUGCCCGAAAGGCCGCCCCUCGCCAUCCCCAACCCGCUCAACCAGCUCAGCCCCAAAUUGCCCAGUUUCCCGGACAGUUCCUCGGCAGCCCCGCCGCCCCGAAUCAGCAGCUCUCCAGUCAGAUUCUCACCAAAGUUCAGUCGAAGUUGGGCACCCUUCCCACCGCCUACAAUCAACAGCAGCAAGUUCAACAGCAACAGCAGCCUCAAUCCUCCUCUCCUCUAGGCCAGUGGACCCAAUCAGUUCUUCUUAGCAACCCGCCCUCCCAGCCCGGCCAGCAGAGUCAGUGGACGCAAAACACUCAACAACAGACCCAACAGCAGCAGCAGCAGCAACCGAGCUCAAUCACCAGCUACUACACCCAGCAGCCAAUCAGCCAACAGCAGCAACAGCCUUCAAACGGCAACCAACAGCAGCAAAGCUUCUCCUUCCAGUCUGACCAAUCUCAACAACAAUCUCAGCAGCAGCAACUAGGCCAGUACAUUGACCAGCUGGCAG
Messenger RNA from Rhagoletis zephyria (snowberry fruit fly), 1768 nucleotides. NCBI's taxonomy places the organism in Eukaryota, Metazoa, Arthropoda, Insecta, Diptera, Tephritidae. The record is from RefSeq and is a predicted model, not a curated record.